AUGACGUAUGCAGUACCAGCAAAUAAAGGCAAUCGCUUCAUCAUUUACGAUCCAAAAUCGGGACGGCAAAUCGAUCCAUUGCAGUAUCUACCGAUUGUAUUGGGCAAUAAACGAAAACCAUCUCAAGCCACUGGAAACAUAAUAGAACUGCCUCAACUCUGGAAUCCCUGUUCCUGCACUGACUUCGUGUGCAUGUGCUGUUUGGGUAUGCAAUUCACUACUGCCUUCAACAAUCGCGUUUGUGUUUCCUUGGAAUAUAACUCCGCACAACUUGCACUGGAGUUACGCAUCAAUUAUAACAGACGUAACAUUGCAACAUUUGGUUUCUCAGCACGUAAUCCGCCGCCUAUGUGUAUUCCAGUACUCUUGCCCUUUCCGAUUUACACCUGCUUGCGUUUGUACGAUAUACGUGCCUAUGCCGGUAAUGUACAUGUGUGUCUGUCUUUAGUGCUCAACGCUUUUUGGAACCAACUCUUCGAAUUUCAUUUCGAUUGUGUGCGAUUCGGUUUGAAUGGCAUUGAAUUCGUUACGAGUACAUCAAAUGGAAAUAUUGAUCGGAAAGAUAUCACCACCACUGUUAAUACUCUAAGCUUGGAUUUCACUGAAGCAGAUUCAGAUAGUAUUAUUUUUACAGAUAAGUACAGAGAACCCACAAAAGCUGAGAAACAAAAGCAAGAAGAAGUGUUAGUUCAGAAAGGAGUGAAAAGACGCAGGUUUGGGUGA
Messenger RNA from Teleopsis dalmanni, 723 nucleotides. RefSeq lists its product as uncharacterized. Bases 1 to 723 code for a protein of 240 amino acids. NCBI's taxonomy places the organism in Eukaryota, Metazoa, Arthropoda, Insecta, Diptera, Diopsidae. The record is from RefSeq and is a predicted model, not a curated record. The transcript has 2 exons.